Messenger RNA from Colius striatus (speckled mousebird), 5911 nucleotides. RefSeq names its product ligand of Numb protein X 2-like. Gene Ontology annotation, molecular function: protein binding; ubiquitin-protein transferase activity; metal ion binding. NCBI's taxonomy places the organism in Eukaryota, Metazoa, Chordata, Aves, Coliiformes, Coliidae. The transcript has 10 exons. Bases 348 to 2399 code for a protein of 683 amino acids. The record is from RefSeq and is a predicted model, not a curated record.
CCGGGCCGGCCCGAGGAGGAGGAGGCGGAGGGCAGCGCGGCUGAGGGGAGGGCUGAGCCGUGCCGGGCGACACCUGGGCGGCUGCGCUGCCUCCUCCUCCUCCUCUCACGUAGGUUUCGACUUUCUUACCCGCCCGGAAACUUAGUGGGGGAGUCGCGUUUGCCGCCGCCGCAGGCCGAGUUGGUGUUGGGCUUCCUCUGCCUCUUCCCAUCCUCCCUCCUUCCCCUUCCCGGGGGCGAGCAGACCCCCUUUGCCGCGCCCCGGCGCGCACAGAGGCCCUCUGUCAGACAGCUGCUACGUGCCAAGUGUUCCUGCUGCUGGGCUGAGGGUGCCUGCUGCUGGCUGUCAUGGCUGACCCCACGGCAGAAGAACACGCGUCCCAAGUUAGUGAACUCUGCUGUGAAUGUGGUCAGUUCCACCUCUUGCUGGACAAUCAUCUCUACAACUUCCAGGAUGAAGUGGAUGAUGAACUCACCUGCCAUAUCUGCCUUCAGCCCCUGCUCCAACCUAUGGACACACCCUGUGGACACACGUACUGUUUCAAGUGCCUUGAAAACUUCAUGCAGGAGUAUAACUUCUGUCCUAUGGAUCGGAAGAAGCUCUCUUUCCAGCAGUGCCACAAGUCCAGCCUCCUCGUACGAAACCUGUUGGAUAAACUCAUUGUCUUCUGUCCCUUCAAAGCAGAGUGUCAGCAGACAAUGCAGCGGUGUGAACUUGAAGCUCAUCUGCAGAACAGGUGUCCUGGUUUCAAGAAAUACAAAUCUGAACUGCAAAGGAAAAAGAAUCCCAUUUCCAAAGGGAAGGAAAAUCCCUCUGCCAAGGUGGAGACACACACAAACACGCCCAAGGAUCCAGAGGUACCAAGCGGAGGAUCCUCGCUUGUGGCAGAAAGCUCUGCAGCUGCUGUGGUAUCGCUGGGGACUGCAGAGCCAGGACUGGUUAAUCCAGCUUUUGAAGAGACUGAAGAAGACCUCCCUCAGAGAACGAGUCUUGUGGCUGAAACAACUACAAUUGACAUUCACCGGGAAGACCCGGAGGAAGAGCUGGGGAUGAGGAUAGUUGGGGGUAAAGACACCCCACUAGGAAACAUUGUCGUUCAGGAAGUCUUGCACGAUUCUGUCAUUGCUGCAGAUGGAAGAAUAGCACCUGGGGAUCAUAUUCUGGAGGUGAAUGGCGUCAACAUCAGCAGCGUGACUCAUUGCCAAGCUGUCUCCUUCCUGCGCCACCCAGGGCCUGUUCUCCACCUCAUGGUCCUGCAGGAGAAGGGGUUUUCCAAUAAAAGUGCACAGCAGGAUCCCACUUGUGCCCCAAGCCGGGAAGUGAUCCACGUUACCUUGAUCAAGAGAGAGCGAUCCGAACCCUUGGGGAUCAAACUCAUCAGGAAGACAGAUGAGGCAGGGAUUUUUAUUCUGGAUCUGUUAGAGGGAGGUUUGGCAGCCAAAAAUGGGAAGCUGAGUCGGAAUGACAGAGUCCUGUCAAUAAAUGGCCAGGAUUUGAGGCAAGGAACACCUGAGGCCGCUGCACAGAUAAUCCAGAACACUGAGUCAAGAGUGAACUUUGUCAUCCUGAGGCAGGCAGGUGUACAGCUGUCAGACCCAGUAGAAGAUGGCAGCACAUCAAAUAACAGCAGCAGCAGCAGCAGCAAUGGAGGGAGCCCAGUGCACCAUCGGAGACGGGGUGACCAGAAUCACUACAGACGAAAAUCCAACUACCAGAAGGAUUUACCUCAGGGAUAUGCAAGUCAUGAAAAGACAGUUGCCAUAAAGAAGGAACCGAAGGAAUCUUUAGGAAUAACGAUUGGAGGAGGAAGGGAUAACAAAAACAAGCUCCCUAUAUACGUAACGAGCGUGCAGCCCAUUGGGUGCCUCUUCAGGGAUGGCAGAAUCAAGCGAGGAGAUGUACUUUUGAGCAUAAAUGGCAUUGAUUUGACUCACCUGAACUACUACGAAGCUGUCUCAGCACUGAAAUCAAACGCAGCUUCCCACUCAGUCAUACUGAAAGCCUUGGAAGUCCUCUCCCUGAACUCCUCAGAGCCAUCUCUGGACAUCAAGGAGCAAGGGUUCAGCUGGGCUCCCCUCUGGAUCACGUGGCUCGGAUUGCCCAGCUACCUUCAUUUCUGCCAAGACAUUGUCCUGACUAAAGGUAACCUGGAGAGCUGGGGCUUCAGCAUUGUUGGAGGCUUUGAGGAAAGCAAAGGAAACCAGCCCUUCUUCAUCAAAACCAUCGUGCCUGGGACCCCUGCCUACAGAGACAGGAAGCUAAAGUGUGGAGAUGAAAUCGUGGCAGUGAAUGGAGUGCCAGCAAUAGGGAUGAGCAACUCAGAACUCAUCCCAAUGCUGAAGGAGCAGAGGAACAAAGUCACACUGACAGUGGUGUCGUGGCCAGGCAGCCUCGUGUGAGACAGCUCCCACCAGCCCCACAGCACUUCCAGGUAUGGGGUGACCAUCCCCCAGAGCCCAGCACGUGCAGAUGAACUGGGGUGAGGCUGAGCUCCUGCUACACCCUGCAUUGCCAGGGGAGACUUGGAGCUUCCUUCUUGCAGAAAACAUUUCUUCCCUGUGCUGAGGUUCAUGGAGGGAUCUGGUUGGUGGAUUCAAAGUAACAGUUAAUCCCAGCGGUUGUUGUAGCUUCCUGGGCUCAUUAAAGCUCUCUAGGAUUGGUGGUGCAGAGAAAGCUCUUUCCACUGCUUCUGUACAACUUGCCCCCUUUGAGGUGCUCUCCUCCAUCCUACAGCUCUGCUUCCCACUUACUGACUGGCACAGGUGAACCCAGGCCUGGCUGUCCCAUCUCCCCUGCUCAUUCAUACAGUGCUGCUGCUCCCACUGCCCUUCUUGGACAUUGACUUAUUUCAUAGGUGCUUGUAAAAGCCACGAGUGAAACUCUAAGGAUGAGGACCCAAUGAAGCAGUUCUUACAGCUCCAGUCUUGGGUAAUUUUAGGCUACUGGAACAUAAUGAAUGUGUUUCUCCACUUAAAAAGGGAUGGUUAAGUCCCAUAGGUGAUGGCAGGAAAGCUGCUGGGCAGCAGGGGAGAGCUGUGCUCACCUGGGGAAGGUCCCAUCCUCAUUUAGGAUCCUGCCCACUGUGCCAGUCUGUCAUGAAGGGGCGACUUCAACUGCUUAAAGCACAAGUGGCGUCACUGACAGAUGAGGUUGGAAACCCAAAGUUGGAUGGUGAGGUUCACUUCCUGCACAAAGGACCCAGCACUGAUUCAAAAGACCCCAGACAAAGUCACUGGAAUACAAAGGGACACAUGAUGUCAGUCGCUUCCCACAGAUCUGCCCCUGGUGAAAGGGCUCCUGGCUUUCAGGAGCCACCUCCAGAGGUGACCCAGCCCCAGGGCAGGAGCUGUGUGGCAGUGGGGGCUCAGGGGGCCUGUCAUAUUCAUGGUGUAAAGCAGCUGGCUGGCAGUCAGAUGCUGUGUGAUGGAAGGUUUGCAGCAGCCUUGUGCCUGCAGCUUUGCUCCUUGAGAAACAGGUCAUUGCCCCCUGUGUGAGCAUGGGAUGGGUGUUCCAGGCUCUCAGGCACUGCUGCUCAUCAGGUCACUGCUCUCUUCUGGGGUUUCUGAGAACAGAGUGGAACCACAGUCCUCUUGGCCUGGCUAUGGCUUAAGCCUUUACCUCCUUUGGAGCCUGAACCAAACUCCUGCUCGUUUGGUUAAGGAGCUGAGUUCAUCUGUGCCACUAACCAGACAUAAGGCAUUUGUUUAGUGUCCAUCCCUGACCUCAGCUGGGUUUCCCUGCUUUUGUGACUUGAUAAAAUGAGCUUUUCCCGCAGAAGGGAGAUGAUGAAGUAAACAGUUUGUUGUAAGAAACUGUCCCACUUGUAUCAGUUUCCCAGUGCUCAGAGGCAGGAGGAGGAGGGACCCGAGAGCACUUCUCCUGUCAGGCACGUGAGAGGAGCUCCCACAGUUCUGGCCACGUCCCUCCUGCAGCUGGAGCCAAAUCCCUGCCUGGGGCUGAGCUCAAGGGUUGGUGGCUGAACCAGCUCUAGGAACCAGCUGCCUCCAGGCCAGGCUACCCUGGGUAGGUAAAAGAAAAGAGCUAAAGCCAAGACAGGUUGUUCUGACCUGUGACACUGCUGAGUUCCCACCUGCCACACCCCAUGAAGGAGUUCCCUCCUCUUUUAGAAGGUUGCUCAUCAGCAGGAGAAAUGAUGGAUCAUUCUCCAACCAGCCUGCAGGGAGAGAUCUUUCCCCUUCUGCCCUUUCCAAGUACCUUUUAUGGGGCCACCUCCAAAGAUAAGAAUCAAAGGAGUUUCCCCUGUCAGACUGCUGAGUGGUCAACUUCUUAUUGCAGUAAGUGCCUGUCAGUGUCUCCAGCAGCAUUUUCUUAGGGCUGGCUGCUUUGGCAUUAGCUGUUCCUGCAGAGCACAACUGCCCCUGCAUGGAGGGACUUCACUCCUUUAGCUGAGGGCAGAAGAGCUCAGGAGCCUCAGUUCUGUCAGGAGCCUCCCUUUGUUUGGCUCACAAACAGUGCUGUGGACUUUGGCCAGCUGGGCUCUGGGAGCUUCUGUUUCCUGUUAUACUCGUCAGGAAGGUGCCUUGCAGAAAAGUAGCCACUGAAACAAAGGAGCAGAAAAACCUGAAGCAGUUUCUGUCUCCUCUUUCCAGUCAAUGUGCAGAGUCUGGGCUUGGUACAAACAGUAACUAUUUCUGCAGGGAGAGGGCAACUCCUGCUGUGUGUUCCCCAGUGUCACUUGUGUAAAGCUCAGCAGGACAAAGCCCGGCAGGUGCUGUAAGGGAAGGGGCUGCUGCAGAAGGCAGCACCAUUUCAUUCUUACUCCAUCUCAAGGUGCCUUCAACUCCACCACACUGUCCUACCACUUGAAAUGUUGUUUCAUGAUCAGCUUGUUCAUAGAUGUUGAAUGUUUUAAUGCCUCAUAAAUUAUUGUAAUAUCACUGAAAAAAAAAGUAUCAGAGGUGGUUUUUUAACCUUUUCUCUCCAGUAUCAGCUCCUGCCCCUGGAACAGGUCACCUCAGCAACAGACAUUUGCCAAGAAACUGACCUUGGGAGGCAGGAAAUAGUGGAAUUGUCUUCUGCAAAAGUAAAUCCCCCCCUUCCUUUCCCAUCCCAGCCCACGAGGGAAGGGGCCUGGGGAGCUCAGAAGUGCCUGAACUCCAAAGCUCACUCAGGGAAUAAAUAAAGAUGGAUUUUAGGAGGCUGACCUCAUUCCUGGGGCCUCCUGCCCUUGGCAUCACCCAGUCCCAGGCCUGGCCUCCUGCCUGGGAAGGAUGGAGCCCCCACUCCCCAGGCUCAGGCACCGACUGUGCCCGCUGCAGUAGUCACCUGCUGCCAGCAAGGAGUAGUUCCAAAGCCUUCAGCCCUUCUCCAUCUUCAGACUUCUCCAAUACAUUCAAGGCAAAAGUUUCACCACUGUUGCAUUCAUGUAAACUCAUUUCAAGCUGUUUCCCCUAAAUUCACAGCUGCAUCAGCCUACUGCUGUCAGUAAAAACAUCUCCCAGCUGCCCCAGGCAGGGGCAGCAGCCUGGAUGUCAUCACCAUGAACUGGGCUUGGUUAGAGGUGCAGCAGCUCUCUCACCUCCACAGAGCCAGAACCUGGAUGUGGAAUGGUUCUGUCCAGCCCUGGAGAGACACCAGAGCCCCUGGGCCUGCAGAAAUGGAUGGAAUAGACCUGACUCGGGGCCAAACCCAGGGCUUACCUCUGCUGCCAGCACCUUCCCUGCCUGCAGCCAGGCAGCCACCAGCUCACACAGCUCUGGGGGCCUUUCCCUUGGCACCAGCUGCCUCUGUGCUUGCAGAGGCCAUGUGCUGGAAAAAAAAUCAGCAGAUAUGAUGAUGAGAGAAGCUGGGCUCUUUGCAGAGACACAGGCACGGACACUUGGCCCCUCUCCCAUCUGGCACGGGGAAGGGAGCACGUUGGCCAUUGUGCCACAGCCAAGCACAGUGCCAG